UUGGUUUCAGUGCUAGAAAUCUCAGUUAUCGCGUUUUCUUUGCUUUGCUUUGCUGUACUCUACUGUAAACCAUCUUUCUACCCAACCUCAUUUGCUACUACUGCUCAGCUCUUCUCUUCUCUUCCCUUUUUUUUUAAUAAUUUUUAUUUACUUAUUUUGUAUGUUUCUCAUUCAUAACGUUUGUAGAUCUUAGUUCUCAAAGAAAGAUUCAAGCUUUUUCAUUUAUUUAGUUAUUUUUUCUCAUAAAAAUCUAAGAAGUAGAAGGUGAACCCAGAAACCAUGAAGCUGGAUCGGAGCUCUGCGCUUAUCUUUUCAUUUUUAUUGAUGGGUCUUCUUGCUUCUGCUUCAUCUUCUACUCACAUCUCAGAUUCCAUCUUUGACUUUCAUGUUUCUUCUGGUCGCAAUCUCCUUCAAGCUAAGAAAGGUUGCCCUGUGAACUUUGAGUUUUUGAACUACACUAUCAUCACCAGCCAAUGCAAAGGACCGCAUUACCCUGCCAAGCAGUGUUGUGCAGCAUUCAAGGACUUCGCCUGUCCAUAUUCGGAUGUGUUGAAUGACUUGACAAACGAUUGCGCUUCAACCAUGUUCAGCUACAUUAACCUCUACGGCAGAUACCCACCUGGUCUUUUCGCCAGCGAGUGCAAAGAAGGGAAGCUUGGUUUGGAGUGCCCUGCACAGCCACCAUCUGUAUCAAAAGAUGUAAAUGCAUCUAAUGCUGUGGCUUACUCAUCACCAUUGAGCUUGCUAACGGCAGCCUUUAUUGUCUUGUUACUCAAGUUAUUUUAAGGAAAACACCUUUUCUUUUCACCCUUAAAGUAUUGGUUGGUUGACUACUAACCUUGUGGGCAAUUCAAAUUUUCAUUCGUUGGGUUAAGUCAUGUUUCACCCUUAAAGUUAUAUGCUAGAGGCUUAUUGUAUGUAAUUGUCUCCCUCCACUUAUGUAUUGGUUUGAGUUUAUUAUGGCUUUGUGGCCGUCCAAAGUAGGCGGGUUGAGGCUUCUCUUGUACUAGACAUGGGUUUGUGUAUUACCUUGACAACUAUAUAUUGUAAAAGAUUCUUUCAUAUUAAUUUUUAUACCUUGUUGCUCUCUGA
Messenger RNA from Humulus lupulus (European hop), 1092 nucleotides. RefSeq names its product GPI-anchored protein LLG1. The transcript is spliced from 3 exons. The record is from RefSeq and is a predicted model, not a curated record. NCBI's taxonomy places the organism in Eukaryota, Viridiplantae, Streptophyta, Magnoliopsida, Rosales, Cannabaceae. Bases 280 to 786 code for a protein of 168 amino acids.